Messenger RNA from Manduca sexta (tobacco hornworm), 3112 nucleotides. RefSeq names its product DNA polymerase nu. The coding region runs from base 16 to 2964 and encodes 982 amino acids. The record is from RefSeq and is a predicted model, not a curated record. Gene Ontology annotation, molecular function: DNA-directed DNA polymerase activity; DNA binding. NCBI's taxonomy places the organism in Eukaryota, Metazoa, Arthropoda, Insecta, Lepidoptera, Sphingidae. Gene Ontology annotation, biological process: DNA-templated DNA replication; double-strand break repair. The transcript is spliced from 14 exons.
ACAAACAUUGCAACUAUGAAUAACAAUAAUUAUUUUAAUUUUGAUUAUAAUUAUUAUGAAAAACAAUUAUCUCCUUUUGGUAAAAAAGUUUUGCAAACACUAAUUCAACAUUAUCAUAAAGAACAAGAUAGUUAUAAAAAUACUCCACUGAGAGAUAUUCCCGUUCAGAAGAAAAGGAUAUUACAGUUUAGGGACUCGCAUGCUAAUUUAUUAACGGGUAGUCCUAAAAUAAAUUCAGGAAAUGAAUGUAGUGGAAACGCGCAGUUUAACUUUACAACCACCGAAAACGCUUUAGGGUUAGAUGAUACACUAAACUCUGCGAAACUUUUAAUUACCAUUGAGAAUAACAAUGAUACUGCGGUGGCAGGCUGUUCUAUAGAAGAUUUACUCCAUACGGUUAACACGAACCAUGCUAAUGAAAAGCUAUGUGAUUUUGAUAAUAAUGUACCUCAUUUGAAUUUAGAAAUAAACAUACCACAGAAUAACAAAGAAGUUGUAAAAGAAGUGGAAACCAUAGCUUGGGAUGAUAUUUUUGAUACAGAAUUAUUUGUUUCGCAGAGAAACGAUGAACAAUGUGUAAUAUCACAAAGUCACGAAGACAGACCAUUUUUAUUUGAUUAUAUAAAUAAUAAUAGAGAUGAUUCUAAUGCAUUUAAUGUUUGUAACGAUACUGAAUUUGGCAAUAAACUAAAAACAAAACGUAAAAGACAAAUCAAAUCUACAGAUAAUCGACCAAAGAAACCGAAGAAAGCCAAAGAUAACGACAACGAUAUUUUGCGUAAGCAAAAAUAUACAAAAACUGUUAAAAAUUGGUUAAGUGAUAUUAAUACAAAAAAUCAUGAAGACGACGAAGCCAUUACUAACAACGAAUCUAACGUAGUGCAAUUAAAAUCCAAUGACAUUAUCAUAGAAAAAACAACUGCUAAAACUGUUAAAAAUAAAUCAAAGAAAAUAGUGCAAGCGCAACUUGCAAAUAAAGAUGGUGUAAUGAAAUUUCGUAAACCGAAGAACGACAUUAAUAAUGAUGGAAAAACAAUAGAAAAUAGUAAAGUCUUUAAUUCAGACAAACCAAAAGAGAAAAGAAAUAAGGCAAAAUUCGUUGCUCCGAUAAAGUCCCAAACUCCUGUGAAGGAUAUUACGUAUGAAGUUCAUUCUGUAAACGGCAGUGAUUUUAAACUAUAUAAUGAAGCAUUUAAAAUUGCAGAUCAAGAGCACGUUGUUGUUUUGGUUUACAGGAAUAAAUUCAGUCAGCUGAACAGUCAUUACACCGACGAUUCUUGCGACAUUGAUGGGCUCAUGGUUAAUGUUUAUGACGAAUUUUACUAUUUUAAUGAAAAUAUUGAAGGUACAAAGGAGAUCCUUACAAAUAUCUUAGAAGGCAAGGUAAUUUUUUACGAAGGUAAAGAUGUUAUAAAUUAUUUAGCAUCUGUGUUACAAAUCAAAAUUAAUCUACCCCGUAUUAUUGACGUGAAGAUAGGAAGCAGUUUACUAAACCCUGACGACCCUCCAGAUAACUUCUCAGAAGUCCAGAAGCUGUUGUCCUUCACGCCCCAGCACACGAUAGCAACAGAAUGUCCACUGCAGAAGACCGCGUGGUAUAUCACUUUGUUGAAACAGUGCGCCGUGAUUAUGACUGACAUGCUCAUCCAGAACUCAUUGUGGAACGUCUUCGUCAAUAUUGAAAUGCGUUUGCUGCCUGUUGUUGCAGCUAUGGAACGCCGAGGAGUGCAAGUGGAUUUAGAAAAGUUGAAAUCAAUGGAAAACAUUCUGGUCGAACAAAUGAAGUCAGUAGAACAAAGCUGCUACAAGGCGGCGGGAAGACCGUUUCAGAUAAACUCCCCGCUGCAGAUCAGGGCCAUACUGUAUGAUGAGUUGCAGCUAGACACCAAGUGCAACGUUAAGAUCCGGGAAACGCUGUGCAAGGGAGCGAAGUCCACCUCCGAGACCAUGCUUCGUAGCCUGGUGUCGGAGCAUCCGCUCCCCCGACUGAUCUUGGAGUACCGACAUCUCCACAAGGCGCACGCCACCUUCCUCGCCGGCAUCGCGCACCACGUCAAGGAUGGUGUCGUCAUGCCGACCUGGGUACAGACAGCAGCAGUGACUGGUCGCAUCGCUUCAAACAAUCCCAAUUUACAAGCUAUACCGAAAGCUCCAUUCAGCCCCGUUAUGUUCCUAGAAGAUAAUCAUGAAGAAAUUCCCUUGCUGAAAUUUCGGUCGGUAUACACUUCCCGUCUCGGCUACACGCUGGUUGCGGCGGAUUUUAAGCACGUAGAAUGCCGCGUGUUUGCUCAUGCUGCUGCCGAUACGAGUCUCUUAGAUGUUCUCAGGAGCAGACAGGAUCUCUUCAAAGUACUGGCUGCUAAAUGGCUAAAGAAGCCCGAGGCUGAAAUAUCCUCAGAAGACCGCGAGAGGACCAAGCGUAUAAUAUAUGCGAGCCUCUACGGCGCAGGCACUAGGAAACUUAUGGAUAUUCUAAAUAUCACUUACGACCAGACCUUGGCCAUCACCGCCAGCUUUAACAGGACUUUCCCCUCAUUAAAGUCAUUCGGACGUUCUGUGGUGACGCGAUGUGAACAGAAUGGAGGUCGAUUGUCGACGAUAUGCGGCCGAGCGCGGCAGUUCAAGAACAUAAGCAGCGAAGACUUCACGCUGCGCUCGCAGGCGGAGAGGCAGGCCGUUAACUUUGUAGUGCAAGGAUCAGCAGCAGAUCUGUGCAAGAUGGCGAUGAUAGAGGCAUAUGAACAGCUGGGGAAGUGUUGUCCAGCAGUCGAGGCGCACUUGCUGCUGCAAAUACAUGAUGAACUCAUCUGGGAAGUGAAGGAUGAACACGUAGAUGCUGUCAUUGUUAUAAUCAAACAAGUAAUGGAGAACUGCGGCCGCCUCUGUGGCAUGUCUGUGGAUUUACCUGUAGACCUUCACACUGGUAAGAACUGGGGAGAAAUGUCAGAAUAUAGCGUUAAGUAAGCAAUUAACUAAGAGAACAGUUAAUUACUAAAUGCAUUUUUUUUAUUUUGUAAUACAGACUAUGCCCUAAGCAAGUGCUUUUCAAUAGCAUUUAGAUUUACAAAUAUUUUAUGAAUGCAUGCCUGCAAUAAAAAUAAAACUGUUUUAA